Messenger RNA from Prunus mume (Japanese apricot), 1261 nucleotides. RefSeq names its product transcription factor ILR3-like. Gene Ontology annotation, molecular function: DNA-binding transcription factor activity; protein dimerization activity. The record is from RefSeq and is a predicted model, not a curated record. NCBI's taxonomy places the organism in Eukaryota, Viridiplantae, Streptophyta, Magnoliopsida, Rosales, Rosaceae. Gene Ontology annotation, biological process: regulation of DNA-templated transcription; intracellular iron ion homeostasis.
AAAUUGAAAAGGAGACUUUUAUAAUGGCACGUUUUGUGGUGGCUGCGUGUGCAGUGUGGCGAGAAUUUGGAGACCCGCCAGCGCCUUUCUUUUGUACGCUUUCCAUAAAUCACAAUAUCUUACCUUUUCUUUCACUUCCAUAUACGCAAUAAUAAUCCGAACCACCGAAACCCUUCAACCAAAAUUGGCUCAAAAUUGUUUUUCAUAACAAUAAUAAUUGUUUAAAAUUUCCAUCACGAUUCCCAAGCUCCAACCCACAACGGCGGCUCUGUCCCUGCAAAGGGUCACCGCCGGAAAUUCAGAAUUUCCGGCAACCGAUAAAACAUGGGUUCGCCGCCGCAAAAUCACAACUGGGUCUUCGAUUAUGGAGUUUUAGAAGAUAUUCCUGUACCUGGCGGUGACCUACCGCCCCUUGACCUGCCCGGUUUCACUUGGCCCUCUCAUUCAUUUGUCGCUCCGGCCGCUCCCAGCGUGGACUUUGAUGACUCGUUUGGAAAUUCAGACAGUAUCAAGGAAAGUGGGUGUCGAAAACGGGUGAGGUCUGGAUCAUGCAAUGUGACUGGUUCUAAAGCAUGCAGAGAGAAAAUGCGGAGGGAUAGACUGAACGACAGGUUCCUGGAAUUGAGUUCUAUGCUUGAACCUGGAAGGCCACCCAAAACUGACAAGGCUGCUAUAUUGGGUGAUGCUGUCCGAGUGGUGAAUCAGUUACGCGGAGAAGCCCAGCAACUGAAGGAUUCAAAUGGAGAUCUGCAGGAGAAGAUAAAUGAAUUAAAGGCUGAGAAGAAUGAACUUCGUGAUGAGAAGCAGAGGCUCAAAACAGAGAAAGAAAACAUUGAGCGGCAAAUUAAAGCCUUGAAUACUCAGCCAGGCUUCUUGCCUCACCCUGCUGCAAUUCCAGGUCCAUUUUCUGCCCCAGGCCAAGUUGUUGGUGGCAAACUGAUGCCCUUCGUCGGAUAUCCUGGAGUUUCCAUGUGGCAGUUCAUGCCACCGGCUGCAGUUGAUACCUCACAAGACCAUGUUCUCCGUCCCCCUGUUGCAUGAGUGCCAGGCUUUUAUUUGUCUGCCUCGUGCUUAAUGAUAGCCUUUUUAGCUGUUGUUUCUCGUUUUUGAUUUUUGUGUUCUAGUUUUAAAUUUUUUCACAUAAGAUUGAAUUUACUGGAUGAAAGACUGGAUAUUUUCAUUGACUGCUUUGGAUAAGUUGUAACUUGUAGUUCUCAUGAACAAGUUUCCUUCAUAAAAUUUUCCAAUUUUGACCUCUUAA